AUGAUUAAUUUGCUGCUGAGGACACCAACACUGUUGGCUUUGCCUGCGUUUAUUUUACUGUUCGCUGGUUUAAUGUUCGGCUUAAAUAUUGACUGUCGGAUUUACACGCAGGUUGGCGAUACUCUGUUGACAACUUCGAUUAUGCGUGAUUCCUGUACGCUAAGCAAACACGAACCUCUUCAUGAUGAUUAUGGUGAUGAUGGUGAUGAAGAUGAUCAUGAUGACGAUCAUGAUCAUCAUGAUCAUGUUGAUGACGAUUUCGGCGACGGCAACGAUGAUGAUGUCGUCAUUAUUAUUAUUAUUAUUACUCGCACAGUUCGUUUUACAGGGAAAAAAGUUUUUAUCUAUUUUAUUUAUUUGUUUAUUUAUUUUUACAUAUUUCACUUUUUUUUUGGCAAUUUUAUGACCAUAUAAAA
Messenger RNA from Enterobius vermicularis (human pinworm), 416 nucleotides. Lineage: Eukaryota; Metazoa; Nematoda; Chromadorea; Rhabditida; Oxyuridae. The record is from the annotation of a GenBank genome assembly.